Portunus trituberculatus (swimming crab) is the source of this 939-nucleotide messenger RNA. It is a transcript of the gene Hsc20, whose product is annotated as iron-sulfur cluster co-chaperone protein HscB-like. The record is from RefSeq and is a predicted model, not a curated record. The transcript is spliced from 5 exons. Bases 22 to 846 code for a protein of 274 amino acids. Gene Ontology annotation, biological process: [2Fe-2S] cluster assembly; protein complex oligomerization. NCBI's taxonomy places the organism in Eukaryota, Metazoa, Arthropoda, Malacostraca, Decapoda, Portunidae. Gene Ontology annotation, cellular component: mitochondrion. Gene Ontology annotation, molecular function: protein-folding chaperone binding; ATPase activator activity.
GCCACCAGGAGGUAAACAAACAUGGCCUUACUCUACCCACCCCUCAAGAAGGUGCUACAUAGAUCCCUCCUUUUACAGAACACUCGCCUUCUGUCACCAAGUCUGAGAUGCACAAAUGUGACCAGAAACUACACAGCCAUAAAUGCAGGGUGGCACACUCACGAGGGAGACAUGGGGAGAGGAAGGAAGCCGCCCAUUUGCAGUGCCUUCAUCAAGCUGUGCAGAGUUACUCUCAGUGCAGGGAUCGGAUCAAGACAGUGCUGGAAGUGCCAAGGUGAUGUUCCUGCUGACACUGAAUUCUGCUCCAGCUGUAAGAGUCUACAACCUCUGGACUCACACAGGAACCACUUCAGUAUUCUUGGAAUAAAGAUGAACUUCAACAUUGACACCCAAGCACUGAUGCGCAAAUUUAAGAGGCUACAAACUCAGUACCAUCCUGACAGAUACUCCACAAAGUCUGAGAGAGAGCAGCAGUUUGCCCACGACCAUUCAUCAGCUGUCAACAAAGCUUACCGGUGUCUGCUGCACCCAGUGGACCGUGCGCUGUACUUCCUGGACCUGGCGGGACAGCCUCUAGAGGAAGGCAAGAUUGACUUGGACCCAGAGUUCCUGAUGGCAAUAAUGGAGGUGAAUGAGGAACUAGCUGAGGCUACCAGCAAAGAGACGGUUCAGUCAAUCGGUCGACGCAACACUGAGAUUCUGAAUGGCUUAUUGAGUGAAGCAGAUGCUGCCUUCUCAUGUAAUGACAUAGAGAAAGCCAGAACAGUUGUGGCCAAAAUAAAAUACUACAACAAUAUCUACGAGAAGGUGAAAAGCUUUGAGAGAGAACACGGCAUUGUUGACUGAAGGCUUGGUAAGGUACGGCUAAAUAGACACAUUGUACAUAAGUGUAUAUAUCUAUCUUCUAUAUACUAUUGCAAUAAAUAUUUACAUCUUUUA